Molecule: messenger RNA, 3170 nt
Organism: Closterium sp. NIES-65
Lineage: Eukaryota; Viridiplantae; Streptophyta; Zygnematophyceae; Desmidiales; Closteriaceae
Source: the annotation of a GenBank genome assembly
GAGAGGUGAGAGAGGGAGGGGAGGGGGGAAUGCGGUGGGAGGAAGAGGGUGUGUGUUUGAACGGCAGCUCGUGGGAAGCAUACCUCACGCGCACCGCCUAUGCUCGCCCCGGGAACACGGGGGCGUCUUCGUGCGUCUUUGUCACGGAUGAGGAGAGGGCUUCAUUUGAGCGACAACACGGUACCAUAAAAGAUAACAACAAGAACGUCAGUGCCCACCGCCCCAUCUACUGCCCCAAGAUCCUCGAUUUCUCCACAGUCGUGGUAUCGAAUGGCUCAUGGCACAUUGAUCUAAUGAAGCGCUUUUCCACGGAGAUUCCACUUGCUGUGGCGGGAAAAUCGCUCUACACCUGGCCGUAUCCCAUGAGUACUCCUACCGACCAUGCGGGAUUCGGCUUGGGUUUUCCUCUUCGGCGCACUGUCUCUCCGACCAAUGCAAGCACAGCAGCUGUAUCGACAGUGUAUGGCACGCUUGCUACAACUGUUGACGUGACUUCCAUCGCACAGAAGGUUCUAGAGGAGCUGUAUGCACCUGGUGAGUUAAGAGUGUAUGCACCUGGUGAGUUAAGAGUGUAUGCACCUGGUGAGUUAAGGGCUGCAUGCACCUGGGGGUUAGGGUUUAGGCCUUUGGAUCCUCCUCUUGAGUCGACUCAAAACAAGGUGACUUUUGAGUCGACUCAAAACAAGGUGACUUUUGAGUCGACUCAAAACAAGGUGACUUUUGAGUCGACUCAAAACAAGGUGACUUUUGAGUCGACUCAAAACAAGGUGACUUUUGAGUCGACUCAAAACAAGGUGACUUUUGAGUCGACUCAAAACAAGGUGACUUUUGAGUCGACUCAAAACAAGGUGACUUUUGAGUCGACUCAAAACAAGGUGACUUUUGAGUCGACUCAAAACAAGGUGACUUUUGAGUCGACUCAAAACAAGGUGACUUUUGAGUCGGCUCAAAACAAGGUGACUUUUGAGUCGACUCAAAACAAGGUGACUUUUGAGUCGACUCAAAACAAGGUGACUUUUGAGUCGACUCAAAACAAGGUGACUUUUGAGUCGACUCAAAACAAGGUGACUUUUGAGUCGACUCAAAACAAGGUGACUUUUGAGUCGACUCAAAACAAGGUGACUUUUGAGUCGACUCAAAACAAGCGGGACAUCCGCGACAUGGUGGAUGACUCUGCACGCGCUCGACUGGACUACCUAUGGGCCGCUGCAGUGGCUGAUAACGAUUGGGCGUUCCACACGUCCAAGUCGCCAGCCGUGCAGAACUUCGUGGAUGCGGCUGUUGCCUUCGGGAAACAAUACACCCUCCCAUCCCCCUUCAGGGUUUCUGGUGUUUUGCUUCAAAAACUGGUAGCGGAUACCGAGGACCUUGUAAGGCCCCUGAAGGAGAGUUGGAACACUAGCGGCUGCACCAUCUCCGUGGACGGCUGGACCUGCAUGAAGAGCCGUGGGCUCGUGUGUGUCAUAGCCCACAAUGACACGGCGCCUGUCAUCGUGAAGACCGUGGACUCCAAGACCGCGAAGACGACGGGGGAGUACUUGGCCGGCCUCAUCCGGACCUCAAUCGCCGAGGUUGGAGACAAGAAGGUGGUGCAGGUGGUCAUGGACAAUGCGUCCAACAACCGUAGGGCGGCCGACAUCCUCCGGGACGGUUUUCCUGCAGUGUUUUUCAACAACUGUGCGGCGCACGUCCUGGACCUGAUGCUCCACGACAUCGGGAGGGUCCGUGCUGUGCGGCGAGUGCUCAACCAGGUGCACAGGGUGGUUAUGAUCGUCAAGGGAAGCGCGUCUGCCGUCACGCUCUUCCACGAGUUGUUUAGCACUUUGUCCUUGGUGCGGCCCGGUGCAACACGCUUCGGCACGCAAGUUAUCAUGCUUGCCCGCUUCCUGGAAGUAAAGAAAGCGCUCAAGGAGAUGAUCAUCAGUGAGGAGUGGGAGUCGGUGGCGGUGGCGCGGUCUGAGGAGGGGCGAGCUGUCCGCCAGCUCCUCUUGGAUGAGGUCUUUUGGGAGUGCGCGACAGCGGUCCUCCGCCUCAUGACACCCGUGUAUGAAGUGCUGCGGGUGGUUGACACCCGUGCUCUAGUCAUGGGCCAGAUCUAUGGCCUCAUGCUAGAUGCCACGGUGAAGACAAACAAUGCGGCAGAGGCGGCAGCCAAAAUGAUGCUGAAACGCACCGCUCUCUUGCCGGCCAAAGACAAGCCGGCCUUUCUGGCCGCCAUCAAGGCUAUCAUAGCAAGGAGGUGGGACUCCCAGCUCCACAAUCCACUCCAUGCUAUGGGGUGGCUUCUGAACCCGCGCAAUCAGUACGGCAAAGAGGUGAAGAACGAUCCCGAGGUAAGGCUUGGGGCGGAAGCGGUGAUCCAGGCCCGUGGGGGAGACGUCGCACAACGCGCGCUGCUGUUGGCGCAGUUGACGCAGUUUCAUAAAGGAGAGGGGCUGAUAGGGUCCGAUGAUGCCCGUUGGGCAGCAACGGUGUUGGUGGCGAGUGGGCGCUUGACGGAGGCAGAGUGGUGGCUGAUGUAUGGGGGGGAAUUGCGAGCGCUCAUGGGGAUGGCUGUGACGGUGCUGUCACAGCCAGUCACGUCUUCUGAGGUCGAACGCUACUGGUCCGCCAUUGCACGGGUGCAGAGGCGGGACCGUAACCGCCUCAGUGCCAACAAGAUGAUGGAUGUGACUGAGGUGGCGUUCGCCAGGAGGGCCAGGGAUGCUUUCGAUAGGAAAUCACGGCAGAGGGAGAAGCUUUAUGCCGAUCUGGCCAACGGCACCCUCCAGCAAGGGAGUGCCGUGGAACCGGCAGCAGCAGAGGAAGAGGAAGUGGGGGACGACGAGGAGGAGGGAGAGGGGAAUGAGCAGCUAUGCACCAUUGAUUGGGACCUAUUCGGGAACAUUGGGAAGCGGAAGAAGAAGGGGCCAAAGACCGCUAAAAGGAAGAGAAACGGGAAGGCCAAGAAGCCUACCAAGGGAAAGAGGAAGGCAACAUCCGUGCGAGAGGAAGAGGGUGAGGAGGAGGAGGCGGCGGAUAGCAGUGGAGGGGAGGAGGAGGACGUGCCCACCAAGGCUCGAAAUGGCGCGGAUCCUUGGGACAUUAGUGACGGGUCUAGUGGGGAGGAAGAGGAGGAGGCGGAUGAGGAUGAGGAGGAGGAGGAGGAGGAGGAGGAGGAGGAUGAGUAG